Echinostoma caproni is the source of this 486-nucleotide messenger RNA. NCBI's taxonomy places the organism in Eukaryota, Metazoa, Platyhelminthes, Trematoda, Plagiorchiida, Echinostomatidae. The record is from the annotation of a GenBank genome assembly.
ACUACAGACGGCUGCUUUUCAAUACCGUUCACGUUUAAAAUGGUUUCCAAGAGAACUAUGAGGAAGCGCUGCGUAUUUUGUGAAAUCGCCAAUGGAACAGAUGUUGAGGCAGAAAUAAAAGAUGAGGUAUGCGAGGUUUUCAAUGACCACAAAUAUCCGCAUGCCAGAUAUCAUUUUUUAUGUGUUUUGUUUGCGACAAAAUGGGAUCUUCCGAGAAUUUUAUGUACGUUUCAUGCUAUCGUUUUUAAUAGUCUCAGUUUCGGAUUCCAUAGGCCUCCCUUUAACUCCAUACAUCACCUGCACAUGCAUAUUGUUGGGCCGGUGACUGAAAUGCGCUACCACAUAGCCUUCGAUCCACGUCUAUUCAUCUUCAUUCCUGUAGGUUCAUCUGUUCAUGUUGUACUCAUAAGCAUACAGGUUGAUAAAGCUAUUAGGAGGAUUCAAGGGAAAAAGGCUUCGCGUUUACAUCCAAACCAGAACGACUGA